CUGGUGGAACUUGGAACCCGUAUCCAGGCACCCUGGUGACCCACAAACACUCUUUCUGUGGUUACUUCCCUUCCUCACCUGGCACGGAGGUGGCAGCAUGAGGGCUCUGUGUGCCAGGGAACAGGUGGGCAUGGAGGAGCAGGCAGUCAGUGGCAGCAUGGCCAGAAAGGGCCCAGGGAAGGAUGCGGGCAGCACAGAGGCAGCAGUCCCUGCACCAGGCAGUGUGGGUUGUGCACAGCAUUUGGCCCCACUCAUCUGCUCCACGGUUGGCCUCAACCAGGAUAUCUUCAAAAUUUGCAAGGAGUACUUGAGGCCCUUCAAGAGGUCACUCAGGAAGCUGCACUUGCCCCAGCACCUCUCCAGGAAAAAGAAAGUGAAGUACAUGAAAGAAAGUGUGACUGUGAUCGGGGACCGCAUCGACUUGUUCCUCCAGCAGCACUGCAGAGCCUCGGAGGUCCGGCACUGGAAGAAGAUGCUGUGGAGGUUCGCCUCCCUCUUCUCAGAUAAGGAUGAAAAGCAGCUGCAGAAGCUGUAUAAGUACAUCAAGAGAAACAAGAUGCAAAAGUUCCAGCUGUUAUGCUGUCCUUCAGAAGGUGAAGAUUCACAUCCUGAAAGAAAGCUGAAGGAAACCACUGGGAGUGGCUGGGCAGCAGCUGUGGAGGUAGCAGCCACAUCAACACCCCCUGUGCCACCGCCCAGCAGUGAGUGCCACUGCCACAGUCAGGUUCUCAGACAGCUUCAGACACCAACAGAAAGAAAAAUUAACACUGGAUUUUCACGCAGUACAUAGGACAGAAAGCAUGGACUGGAGUCUGCCUUUGUGGUUUCCUGAAACUGCAGGAUGCUGCAAUACUUGCAGCGCCAUAGCAACAAGCUUUCACCCAAGCAAAAUGAAAAUGCUGUUUAAAA
Phasianus colchicus (ring-necked pheasant) is the source of this 909-nucleotide messenger RNA. RefSeq names its product CHD1 helical C-terminal domain containing 1 (gene CHCT1). NCBI's taxonomy places the organism in Eukaryota, Metazoa, Chordata, Aves, Galliformes, Phasianidae. The record is from RefSeq and is a predicted model, not a curated record.